AUGUCCGACCUGCCAGGUGUUUCCAUUGAAGGAUUCUUCAAGUGCUCCGUGGACGGUGAAAAGGAGAUUGAUGGAAAGCUUCUGCCAUGGACUCUGGUGGACUAUGUGAAGCAAACAGCACAGGACCUGCAAAACGGGCGCUUGGUGCGUGGCUUCAACUGGAAGGUGAACCAGGCCUUUCCUGAAGAUUGGGCCAACUGGUUCAAGAAGUACUCCAUGCGCCAUAAAGUACGCAUUGUCUUCCUGCAGCGGCGGAACGACCUGCGGCGCAUCUUCAGCGUCGAAGCCAAUCGGCGGAUUCCGGUCUACGCCACGAAGGACGCGAAGGAAGCCACCAAGGACGGGGGGCAUGAGAAAAUCAACUUGGACAUCAAGAACCUCACCCACGACUUGUUGCGCCCCUUGUUCGCGGUGGCGGUCUGGAGGGGUGGUGGGUGUGGUGAGGCCAAGGUUUUCAAGACAGUUGAGGCAGUGUAA
Durusdinium trenchii is the source of this 477-nucleotide messenger RNA. The record is from the annotation of a GenBank genome assembly. NCBI's taxonomy places the organism in Eukaryota, Dinophyceae, Suessiales, Symbiodiniaceae.